AUGCUGAUGUGCAUGCCAGCCUUCAUCGUCAGCAACUCCCACACAGAUUUGACAUCGGCUGCCUACGGGGCCAGCACAGUUUUCGACCAGUUUGUGCGAAUGCACAGUGGUGCCGGAAAUCGCACCCUCUAUGAGGAGACAAUGCUGAGGUACUUCUAUUACCACAACUGGUUCUCUGGAAACGCUGGCUGUGAGCCGGACCAAGCUUGCCCUGCCUUCUUCUUCGCUCACGCCUUCUGGGUGGGCUUUGCUGGGCGCUCCAAGUCAUACGCCCAGCUGCGCAACUUCACGGCGCAGGCGAAGUUGGAGCAUGAGGCGGUGGCUGCCUGGAACGCCAACAGCUUGGCCAUGCCAGGCCAAGACUACGUCUAUGUCAUGGGGGGCUUUCCCAGCGAGGCUCAAAGUUUGCUGAGCGGAGACUGGGACGUCGAGUGCCAGUACGGCGGCUGGAAACACGUGGGCACGUCGCUGCUUUCCACGACCCUCCAGGACGUGGUGUCAUACCCUGUGAGGUGCCCAGAUGAUCUUCGGCCGCAAGAACGCUUCACCAUCCGACCGUCCCUGAUAACACAGGAGCAGUUCGACGACUGGCACUUGGCCUUCUUCUUUGAUGCCAGGCCAUUCGUGAGAUUGGAGUCCUCCAACAACAUGAUGCUGACAGGAUUCAUUUGCCUCGUUCUAUGCGUCGCAUCGAUGCAGUUCUCCAAGGACGCAAAUGCACUCGUACUCCGACCGGUAGAGCGCAUGAUUGAGAAGGUCAACUUGAUCAGAGACAACCCCUUGGCUGCCAUGAAGAUGGCCGACGACGAGUUUAAGGGCGAAGAGAUCAAGAAGUUCCGAGACAAGAGGGGCAGGGUGCAGCAGCACGUGUGGCUUGAGAAGUAUGGCCUUGGCUGGCUGUCUGGCUGUAUCAACCUUUUCUCCUUCAAGGGCGGCGCGCAGGAUGAAGCGAUGAUGGAAACGGCGAUUUUGGAGAAGACAAUCAUCAAGCUUGGGUCCUUGCUGGCUUUGGGCUUCGGAGAGGCCGGGGCGAGCAUUGUCGCGGACAACAUGCAGGGCUUGGAUUCCGCCGGCGUGAACGCGAUGGUUCCAGGCAGCCGUGUGGACUGCAUCGUUGGCUCUGCCUGCAUUCGAGAUUUCAGCACAGCGACGGAAGUGCUGCAAGGGAAGGUGAUGACAUUUGUCAAUCAAAUAGCGGAGAUUGUCCAUGGACUCGUUUGCGAAUUUCAUGGCGCUCCCAACAAAAACAGCGGUGAUCGGUUUUUGCUGAUCUGGAGACUUUGCGGUCUGAACGAAGAGCAGCAAUCGCGGAUCUCAGAUAUGGCUAUGGUGUCCUGUGUACGGAUUUUGGGCUGUGCCCACAGCAACAAGACCCUUGCAGACUACCGCACUCAUCCUGGCCUAAUCCAGCGCUUGGGCGCUCACUGCCGAGUAAACCUCAGCUUUGGGUUGCAUCGCGGCUGGGCAAUUGAGGGUGCAGUGGGCAGCGAGUUCAAGAUUGAUGCGUCCUACCUGUCGCCCAAUGUGAGCAUUGCGGAGAGCUUGGAGCACGCCACAAAGGUCUACACAGUGAGCCUCCUUGCAUCCCAAGAAUGCGUGUCUCUGUGCUCAAAGGUCUUGGCGAGACAGUGCAGGCUUAUUGACAAGGUGAACAUGAAGGGGUCCAAAGUGCCCUUGAGCCUGUACGCCUACGAUGUGGAGACGCAACGUCUUCCGGUGCACGAGUUCAGUACCGUUCUGGAAUGGAAUGUCCGCCAGCGCUUCAAAGCUCGGCAACUUUUCGAGGUAGAGAAGACAAGGAAGUGGGCAGGUGACAUAGACGUGGUCCGAGAGUUCAUUUUCGAGAGCGCCGACGUCAAAGUUAUGCGCAAGCUCUAUACCACGGAAUUCCAACAGCUCUUCAACAUGGGGUACCAGAAUUACUCCCAGGGGGAGUGGCGGGUGGCUCGACGACUCCUGAAGGCCACGCAGGACAUGCUCGGCUUCCAGGACGGUCCCAGCACUGCAUUACUGACCUUCAUGGAAGCCUACCAGUUUGAGGCGCCUUCAAAGUGGAGCGGUGUCCGAGACAUCCCGCUGGCCAGGUGA
Molecule: messenger RNA, 2088 nt
Organism: Effrenium voratum
Lineage: Eukaryota; Dinophyceae; Suessiales; Symbiodiniaceae
Source: the annotation of a GenBank genome assembly